This is a messenger RNA of Hymenoscyphus albidus, 367 nucleotides long. The record is from the annotation of a GenBank genome assembly. NCBI's taxonomy places the organism in Eukaryota, Fungi, Ascomycota, Leotiomycetes, Helotiales, Helotiaceae.
AUGCAAUUCUUCACCAUCAUUACCGCCAUCUUCGCUACUGCCGCCGCUGCAGCUCCAUACUCUUCCGAGUCUUCUCUCUCUGCUCGUGAAAUUGCAGAGGCCAAAGCUCUUGGAGUAGCACACGCUGAGCGUUCUAUUGGCUCCACUAUCUGCAAGGGAGCAGUAAGUCAUCUUCCAAUCCCCAACCUCCCCAAAUCUCUUCUGACUUCUUAAUUCUCAGUGUGCUAUUGCUUGCAACUCCACCAUUCUUGCUCUUGCACAAACAAAGUGCCUAAAGAUCUGCGUAAGUCUCGCUUGCUUAUCCCCUACUUGGAAAGCGUAUUCUAACAUCGUUCCUAUAGAACAGCAAAUGCUAGACAUGUUUUGA